AUGUAUUCCAUUGAUUGGAGAUUAACACAAGUUUUUGGAGGUGACCGUUCGAUUCAAGAUGAUAUCAGUGAUCAAGACACUGUUUCUACAAUUGAAUUUUCACCUAAUGGAGAUUAUUUAGCAGCAGGUGAUUAUGGAGGACGAGUUAACGACGAAUUAGGUAAAGUUGAUUUUAAAUUCUGGACAGAAUUUGCAUCACAUGAAAAAGAGUUUGAUUGUCUUAAAAGUUUAGAAAUUGAAGAAAAAAUUAAUGUUGUUAAAUUUGUUCAUCAACCAACUGAUGACUUAACAUUAUUAUUAACAACAAAUGAUAAAACAAUCAAAUUAUGGAAAACUGCAUCAAGAACUAUGUACACUACACACUAUAAACAUGGAUCUGAAAUUCCUGAAUAUGUCCCUGAUCAACAAACAAUGUUCCCUGAAUUAAAACAAACAUAUGGUAAUUACCAUGGAUAUCCAAUACACUCAUUAUGUCCAAUGGGUGAUAUGGAAACCUUUUUAUCAGCAGAUUUCUUAAAAGUCAAUUUGUGGAAUUUUGAUUAUUGUGACUCUUGUUAUAACUUAAUUGAAUGGAACGUUGAUGAAUCAAAAGAAUUAAUCACUUGUGUAGAAUCAAAAGAACUUAGUGAUCAUAUAUUCAUGUAUGGAUCUUCUACUGGAACAAAAAGUUAUAAUAAUAAAAUAGUCUUUGUUAAUUCAGAUGAUUAUUCCGCUAAUCCACAACGACAAGAAUCAUUCCCUUCUAUUUCGUCCAUUAAAAUGACAAAAGAUGGUAAUACUUUAGUAGUUAGAGAUUAUCUGUCAAUUAGAAAAUUCGAUUUACGUAAAUCGGAUGGACCACUUUCUAUUGUUCCAAUUCAUGACCAUCUUAUUUCUAGAUUUUCUGAACUUGAAGCUAAUGAUGUUUUAUAUGAUAAAUUUGAUCUUUCAUUAGAUGGUACUAACCAAUAUUGUGUUACUGGUAGUUAUGAUAGAGAAUUUAUUGUUCAUGACUUAAAGAAUAAACAAACAUUACCAUUACUUAGUCAUAGAUUCCAACCUAAAGUUCUUGCUCCAUUACCACAAACUAUUCCUCGUAAUUCUAUUCCAAGCAAUGAGCCUCUUUCAACAAAAUUAUUAAUGAAAUACGCACCAAGAGAUCAUCUUCCAGGAAUGCCAAUUGAUUAUUCAGCUAAAGUGGCAUUGACAAGAUUCCACCCAACAGAAAAUCUUAUUGCAACAGCUGUUAGUAAUAAUCUUUAUAUUUUCAAUGGUUAUUAUACAAUGGGAUAA
This is a messenger RNA of Entamoeba nuttalli P19, 1272 nucleotides long. RefSeq names its product protein phosphatase regulatory subunit, putative. Gene Ontology annotation, biological process: peptidyl-serine dephosphorylation. Gene Ontology annotation, molecular function: protein phosphatase regulator activity; protein binding. Lineage: Eukaryota; Evosea; Mastigamoebida; Endamoebidae. The transcript is spliced from 4 exons. Gene Ontology annotation, cellular component: cytosol; protein phosphatase type 2A complex. Bases 1 to 1272 code for a protein of 423 amino acids. The record is from RefSeq and is a predicted model, not a curated record.